GCCCAUGAUGGGACAGCUCAGGAAAACAUGGUACAGCUGGUUCUGGCCCUGGGCGGGGAGGAGGGGGCUGAGGUGGUGGCCGGGCGUGAAGCCCAGGUGAGGAGAGAUGCCAGGGUGGCUGCCAGCGAGGCAAGAAGGGCCAGCACAGUGAGACAGUGGGUGGAGGCGGCCCUGGGGCUGCUGGAGCACUUGGUGGCCGCGUGUGACGAAGCUGCCGCGUUCCCUCGGGAGCUGCAGCGCAGGAUUGGGGACAUCGAGGCUGCCCUGGAGGGGACAAAUGAGGCAUCCCCCAAUGUCCCCGAGGCCUUGGUGGCCAAGGUGGCCGUGGCCGAGCGGCUGUGGGAGGCCAACGCCCGCCUGGCCAAGGAUCACCUGGAGGGGACACUUGACGACAUCAUCAACUUGUAUAUCAAUAGUGGUCCUGACAGCCCCAGUGGGGUGGCUGAGCGGUGCCAAAGAGCCAUCGAGGACAUCCCAAGGCUCCUUCGACCCCUGAAGCAUCCCCAAGGUGUCCCCAAGGUGUCCCCACUGUCCCCAACCCUGCAGCAGCCACAGGUCACCGUGGUGGCCACCCUGGGCGAGCUGCUGGCCGCCCUGCCCAGGCGGGACGAGGAGAUGCUGCCUGUGUCCACAUUGCGUCUGUACUGGGACCUGGAGGAAUUCACCAGGGCCCUCUGGGACACCCGGGACUGCACUGAUGACCCCUGGUGGCACUGAAAUGUCACCUCUGAUGAUGAUGACCCUGUCACCUCCCUGAGCCAGGCCCUGGCCACCUACAAGAGUGCCCCAUGGACCCCCUGGAGCCACAUGACAAUGGUGGCCAGCAAGUGGCAGGGGUCAGUGUCUGAGCUCGUGAAAAGCUGGGCCAAGCUGGCCAGGGCAGCCACCGAGCUCCGCAACACCUGCAGGGAGGUGGUCACUGAGGCAGCCACUGAGGCGGUCACCGCCACCACCCGGGCCAGGGAGCUGCAGGACGAGGCUGCCCGUUAUUGGAUAGAUCAGGAAAUCAUGAUGGAGCUGGGUCUGGCCAUGGACUGGAUUGAGCGGGCUGUGAUGGACACCGAGCAUGAGGCACAGGUGAGGAGAGAUGCCAGGGUGGCUGCCAGCCGGGCAACCAGGGCCACCAUGGUGAGACAGCGGGUGGAGACGGCCCUGGGGCUGCUGGAGCGCUUGGUGGCCGCGUGUGCCGAAGCCACUGCGCUCCCCCAGGAGCUGCAGCUCAGGAUUGGGGACAUUGGGGCCGCCCUGGAGGGGACAAAUGAGGCAUCCCCCAAUGUCCCUGAGGACUUGGUGGCCAAGGUGGCCGUGGCCGAGCGGCUGUGGGAGGCCAACGCCCGCCUGGCCAAGGAUCACCUGGUGGGGACGCUUCAAGACAUUGUCGACUGCUACUUCGGCUGUGUUCCCAACAACCCCCAUUGCCACAGGGUGGCUGAGUGGUGUCAAAGAGCCAUCGAGGACAUCCCAAGGCUCCUUCGACCCCCAGAGCGUCCCCAGAGUGUCCCCAAGGUGUCCCCAGUGAGCAUGGAACUCCAAAAGCUGUCCCUGGCCCUGCUGCAGCCACAGGUCACCGUGGUGGCCAUCCUUGGCGAGCUGCUGGCCACCCUGCCUAGUCGAGACGAGAUGAUACUGUUACUUAUGGCCCCAAGAUGGCUGUACUGGGACCUGGUGGACUUCACCAAGGAGUUCCAGACCACCCAGUACUGCUUUGAUGACACCUGGUGGCAAAAUGUCAUCUCCGAUGAUGAUGAUCCUGUCACCUCCCUGAGCCAGGGCCUGGCCGCCUGCAAGAGCACCCCAUGGACCACCCGGAUGCGUGUGACAAUGGUGGCCAGGAAGUGGCAGCGGUUGGUAGCUGUGCUUGUGGACAGGUGGGCCGAGCUGGCCAGGAAGGCCACCAAGCUCCGCAACACCUGCAGGAAGGUGGUCAAUGAGGCGGCCUACAGGGUGACUGCCGUCACUGCCCAGGGAAGGGACCUGCAGGACGAGGCUGCCCGUGAUGGGACAGCUCAAGAAAACAUGGUGGAGCUGGGUCAGGCCCUGGGCGGGGAGGAGGGGGCCGAGGUGCUUGCCAGGCAGGAAGACCAGGUGAGGACAGAUGCCUGGGUGGCUGCCAGCAAGGCAACAAUGGCCACAAAGGUGAGACAGCGGCUGGAGGUGGCCCUGGGGCUGCUGGAGCACUUGGUGGCCGCGUGUGACGAAGCCACCACGUUCCCCUGGGAGCUGCAGCUCAGGGUUGGGGACAUUGAGGCCACCCUGAAAGAGAUAAAUGAGGCAUCCCCCAAUGUUCCCGAGGCCUUGGUGGCCAAGGUGGCCAUGGCUGAGCGGCUGUGGGAGGCCAAUGCUCGCCUGAUCAAGGAUCAGCUGGUGGGGACACUUGAUGACAUCAUUGAUUUCUUGUUCACUGGUGAUUCUGCCAGCCUCAGUGCCCGUGAGGUGGCCGAGCGGUGCCAAAGAGCCAUCGAGGACAUCCCAAGGCUCCUUCAACCCCCGGAGCAUCCCCAGAGUGUCCCCAAGGUGUCCCCAGUGAGCAUGGAGCCCCAAGAGCUGACCCCGUCCCUGCUGAGGCCACAGGUCACCGUGGUGGCCAUCGUGGGUGAGCUGCUGGCCACCCUGCCCUGGCGGGACGAGGAGAUGCUGCCCAAAUCCCCGGAGUGCCUGUGCUGGGACCUGAUUUGCUUCACCCAGGAGCUCCGGGCCACCCUGCACCGCAUUGAUGACACCUGGAGGCGCCAAAAUGUCACCUCCGUUGAUGAUGACCCUCUCACCUCUGGUGAUGAUGAUCCUCUCACUUCCGAUGAUGAUGACCCUCCCACCUCCCUGAGCCAGCCCCUGGCCGCCUGCAAGAGCACCCCAGGGACUACGUGGGACCAUGUGACAAUGGCAGCCAGCAAGUGGCACAGGUCAGUGUCUGUGCUUGUGAACAGCUGGGCCCGGCUGGCCAGAAAGGCCACCAAGCUCCGCAAUGCCUGCAAGAGGGCGGUCAAUGAGGCGGCCUACAGGGUGGCCGCCUUCACCGCCUGGGAGAGGGAGCUGCAGGACAAGGCUGCCCGUUAUUGGACCGCUCAGGAAGACAUUCUGGAGCUGAGUCAGGCCCUGGGCAGGGAGGAGGGGGCCAAGGUGGUGGCCAGGCGUGAAGCCCAGGUGAGGGAAGAGGCCAUGGAGGCUGCCAGCGAGGCAAGAAGGGCCACCAUGGUGAGACAGAGGAUGGAGGUGGCCCUGGGGCUGCUGGAGCGCUUGGUGGCCGCGUGUGACGAAGCCACCGCCUUCCCUCGGGAGCUGCAGCGCCUGCUCGGGAACAUCGAGGCCCCCCUGGAGGGGACAAAUGAGGCGUCCCCCAAUGUCCCCAAGGCCUUGGUGGGCAAGGUGGCCCUUGCCAAGCUUCUGUGGGAGGCCAACAUCUGUGUGGUUAAGAAUCACCUGGUGGGGACAGUUGAAUACAUCAUCAAGUUCUAUUUCUUUGGUCAUCGCACUGGCCCCAGUACCUGUGUUGUGGCUGAGCGGUGCCAAAGAGCCACCGAGGACAUCACAAGGCUCCUUCGACCCCAGGAGCGUCCCCAAGGUGUCCACAAGGUGUCCCCAGUGACCAUGGAGCUCCAAGAGCUGCAGGCACUUGUGGCCGUGGUGGCCACCCUGGGAGAGGUGGUGGCUACCGUGACUGGGCCACACAGAGCCAAGUGCCUGCGCAAGUCCCCAGACUCCCUGCAAGAGGACAUGAGGAGAUUCACCCCGAGCCUUCAUGCGAUCCUGGACCACGGUGGUGUCACCUCCCUGGGCCACUGUGGUGUCUCCUCCCUGGGCCAGGCCCUGUCCACACUCAAGGUCACCCCUGGGACCACCUGUGCCUGUGCCAGUGUGAGAGCUGCAGCCAGCGCCUGGUGGGAGUUGGUGGCCAGGCUCGUGGACAGCUGGGACUGGCUGGCCAGGGAGGCCACCGAGCUCCGUGACAACCACAGGAAGAUGGUCAUGGACCAGCAGCUGAUGGUGGCCCUGGACAAGGAAGAGGUGGCCUGGGAAAUGGCCACACACGAUGCCCAGGUGGUGUCAGCCACCAAUGAGGCCAUGGCAGAGGCUGGGGUGGCCACCAGGAGAGGACAUUGGGCAGUGAUGGCCCUGGGGCCGCUGCAGCGCUUGGUGGCCACAUGUGACAGAGCCACCUUGUUCAACUGGAACAUGGAGUGCCAGCUCAAGGACAUCGAGGCCAUCCUGAAGGGGACAAAUGAGGUGUCCCCUGAAGUUCUGCAGGCCUUGGUUGCCAAAGUGGCCGUGGCUGAGCGGCUGUGGGGGGCCAGCACCCGCCUGGCCAAGGAUCACCUCUUGGGUGCACUUGGAGACAUCCACGACCUCCUCUUGAGUCCCUGUGGUGACCAUGGUGGCCCUGGUGGCCCCAGCAGCCGCGCGGUGGCCGAGCGGUGCCAAAGAGCCAUUGAGGACAUCCCAAGGCUGCUCUGGGGACAGUGAUGUCACCGCUGUGACAUCAUCGGGGCAGUGAUGUCAUUGGAGAGACUUGUGGACACUUGAGUGCUACCAGCUUCUCGAGUGCCACCAAGAGCCCCUCAAGCACCACCAGUUCCUCAAGUGUCACCAGCAACUCGUGUCACCAAAAGCUCCCUGAGUGCCACCAGCUCUUCGAGUGCCACCAGCUCCUCGUGUCACUAAGAGCCCUUCAAGUGCCACCUGCCUGGGACAGAACUGGAGCCACUGGGCUGGUGGUAGUGCCGUGUCCCUGGUGCCAUGUGUGCGGUGUCCCUGUGUCCCCACAGAUGGGACACGAGAGGUGGCACAGGGGCACGGGGGUGGUAGGAGCAGACAGGGGGUUGCAAAGGGACAGAGGGGACAGCAGAGCCCUCCAGGGUGGGGACAAGGGGGACCCUGGGAGAUCGCAAGUGCCACCAGGUCCCUGACAUCUCCCCUGUCCCCUCCACAGCUGGAGGUGAUGGUGGCCAUGGUGGCCACCCUGGGCAAGCUGGUGGCCACCACGACCAGGCCACACCAGGCCAAGUGCCUGCGCAUGUCUCCAAACUCCCUGCAUGAGGACAAGAGGAGACUCACCCGGAGCCUCCAUAGGACUGUGAACCACAGCAGUGUCACCUCCUUGGGCCACCGUGGUGUCCCCUCCCUGGGCCGGGCCCUGGCCACCCUCAGAGCAACACCUGGGACCACCUGGGCCGAUGUGAGAGCUGUGACCAGCGCCUGGCAGGAGUCGGUGGCCAGGCUUGUGGACAGCUGGGACUGGCUGGCCAGAGAGGCCACCGAGCUCCGUGACACCUGCAGGGAGGUGGCCACUGCUGAGGCCGCUGUUGCAGCCACCACCAAGGCCAGGGACUGGCAGGACACGGCCGCCUGCUUGGGGACAGCUCAGGAAAACAUGGUGGCCAUGGAACAGGAGCUGCCACUGGCCCUUGACAGGGAGGAGGGGUGUCAGCAGUGGCUUCGUUUGAGGCCCAGGUGGUGGUGGCCACAACAAAGUGCUGGCAGCCACCAUGGCCAUGGGAGAGGCUGUGGUGACCCAGAGCCAGGCAUUGAUGGCCACCAGGAGGGGACAGGAGGUGGAGGCCACCCUGGGGCUGCUGGAGCGCUUGGUGGCCACAUGUGACAAAGCCACCGCCUCCCCUGGGAGCUGCAGCGCCUGCUCAGGGACAUCGUAGACACCAUGGAGGGGACAGAGGAGGAGUCCCCCGAUGUCCCCGGGGCUUUGCCAGCCAAGGUGGCCGAGGCUGAGCGGCUGUGGGUGGCCAACACCUGCCUGGCCAAGGAUCACUUGCUGGGGGCACUUGAUGACAUCAACAACAUCUUCAGUUGUGAUUCCAACAGCUCCAGUGCCCCUGUGGUGACUGAGAAGUGCCAAAAAGCCAUCGAGGACAUCCCGAAGCUGCUGCAGGGAUGGUGAUGUCACUGCCAUGACAUCAUCACAGUAGUGACAUCCUCAGGGGCAUUGCUGCUGUCACCUGUCCCCUCCCCGUGCAGUAUUUGAGGCAAAUUUGGAAAAAUUUCUGGGAAUUUUCCUUGAUGAUGUCCCAAAUCCUGAUGGGAAUUCCAGGGGUGAUAUCACUGGGGACACUCAGGGACACUCAGGGACAGGGGACAGGGGUGAAUGAGUCCCCUCAGCAGCUUCCAGCUUUCCACUGUGCCUGCAGCAGAGACAGGUCAUAAAUUGCAAUUUUAUAAUUGGCUUCUGCAAUUCUGCAUUGCCUUUUGCACUUUUGCAUUGCCUUUUACACAUUGCUAUUGAUCACCAGAAAUUUGAUAUGGUGUUUGAUACUGCUAUUAUCAGUGAUUCCUUGUAGCUGCUGGUUGGUGCAAUAUAAUCUAUCAGUUCAUGUGUGCACCGUACAGCCUAUAAAUAAAUAUUUAAAUAUUUAAAUAAAUAAAUAAAUAAAUAAAUA
This is a messenger RNA of Haemorhous mexicanus (house finch), 6383 nucleotides long. RefSeq lists its product as uncharacterized. Bases 808 to 4458 code for a protein of 1216 amino acids. The transcript is spliced from 5 exons. The record is from RefSeq and is a predicted model, not a curated record. Lineage: Eukaryota; Metazoa; Chordata; Aves; Passeriformes; Fringillidae.